This is a messenger RNA of Daldinia loculata, 1066 nucleotides long. RefSeq lists its product as uncharacterized. Bases 68 to 664 code for a protein of 198 amino acids. Gene Ontology annotation, biological process: protein ubiquitination. Gene Ontology annotation, molecular function: ubiquitin protein ligase activity. The transcript has 3 exons. The record is from RefSeq and is a predicted model, not a curated record. Lineage: Eukaryota; Fungi; Ascomycota; Sordariomycetes; Xylariales; Hypoxylaceae.
UCGACUGCUACUCUCACUGUGCUACUCAGCAUUUGAUUAACUCGACCUCUAUAUGUAAGCCGGCAAAAUGGAAAUUACCUGGAAGUCCAUUGUCGUAUUCAUCCUAGCAUUUUUAGGGGUAAUAGUCGUCGCAGCGCUGAUCACUCGAUGGCUCGAUCUGCAGGGGAAGCUAGCUCGCCUGUUGACUAGGAAUAGGAGACACUCGAAGCCUGGCCUGCCAGAUUCGAUUCAACAGGCGCUGGUACAGCUAGAGGGCGCAACUGAGAAGAGGCACGCCCGUAAUUCACUGACAGAAUCGGAGGAUGCUGAAUGUCCGAUUUGCCUUGCGCACCUCUACUCUAGCGACACUCGCCCAUCCACACCAGCAACCGGCCACGAUACGGAUCUAGAGGCCGGAGACGGUAUAUCGAGAUCUGCUACGAUAAUCACAGUGGCUUCGGACGCAGCUGCAAAGAAACAUCAGCCUACACAGCCGAUCGAUGACGAAGUAUUGAAGAUGAAGAGGUGUAGACAUGUAUUUCACGCCAAGUGUCUAGCUACGUGGUUUCUGCGGAAAGAGUACAGGUGUCCAGUCUGCCGAGUUCCGUAUUACGAGGCGGAAGAGGAGACGGUGGAAGAAGACUAUCGUAUAUCCGCUCUACUGCCGGUUGCCGUCAUCUGGUAACCAGUCUUAGAUACCUAGUCGUAGUGGGUUAUCAUCGCUUGAGAGGCAUGAAAAGAGGGCAUGGGUCAGGUACCUGUGUAGAAUAGAGCAGAGCGAUGUAUUGGGUAUUGAAGAAGAAUGUGUUCCGUUGACAAGGUACACGGCCGAUAAGCUGGAACCUAAUUGAGGCGAUGCACGGCUGGGAAUACAUGAUGUCUUCAAACGAGAAAUGGGUUGUAGCUGCUUGAAAUCCCUUUGGAUUAUUAGCCAUAAACAGUCGUUUAAUAGAAUCGCUUAUAAAUGUGAGAUUUUACAUGAACUGGAAUGAUGUGAAGACUAGCUGCGUUACCCGUUCGCGCAAACGCUUACGGGGAGUCCCUAGCUUCAAGAGUGCCUUUUACGCCACAUAUAAGUCUGGCCUCU